AUGGCGCCCAGCGGAGAGGGGUGCCCUUCCCUCUGUUCGGGACUCUUUGCCUCCUUCCACUUCAGCACCCUUUUGGGGCUGAGCUGCCUCUUUUUCACUUUCCCCUGCAGCUGGCUGGCCCUGAACGUCUCCUGGGCCUUUCCCGUCAUCUGUGGCCACCUUCUUAUCCCGACCAUCCUCUACUUCUUCCUCACCAGUUUCACCGAUACAGGAAUUCUCCACAAAGGCAUUGAAGAAGAGCUGGAGAACCAGGCCAACACCCUAGGGAGCCUCCAGCAACACUGGUGCAACAAAUGCCAGCUGUACUGCUUGCCACACACUUUCCACUGUUCCUGGUGCAACACUUGUGUGGAGGAAUUCGACCAUCACUGCAUGUGGGUGAACAACUGCAUCGGCUGCCACAACUUCCGCUUCUUCCUCCUCUUCGUCUUCUUCCUGACCAGCUACGACCUGGCCGUGCUCAUCACCUGCCUCACCUACCUGGCGCUCAACACCCAGCAGCCCUUCGGCGUGGAAAAGAUCUGCACGGUGCUCCUGACCAUCCCCGCGGGCUUUUCCCUCGUGCCGCUGCUCAUCCUGCUGUCCCACCAGAUCAUCACCGUGGUAGCAGCUCAGGACUCGGGCAAGUUCAAGGCCCUGUCCUGUAGCCGGUCCUCAGCCUGGGAGAGUAAUCUCUUUGCUUGGUGCAAGCUCCACGAAGCCAAGUAA
This is a messenger RNA of Python bivittatus (Burmese python), 708 nucleotides long. Lineage: Eukaryota; Metazoa; Chordata; Lepidosauria; Squamata; Pythonidae. The record is from RefSeq and is a predicted model, not a curated record.